Molecule: messenger RNA, 6255 nt
Organism: Rhipicephalus sanguineus (brown dog tick)
Lineage: Eukaryota; Metazoa; Arthropoda; Arachnida; Ixodida; Ixodidae
Product: monocarboxylate transporter 10
Exons: 7
Coding region: 465-3074 (869 amino acids)
Biological process (GO): transmembrane transport; monocarboxylic acid transport
Molecular function (GO): monocarboxylic acid transmembrane transporter activity
Source: RefSeq, a predicted model, not a curated record
CGUUGCUUGUGCCGGCGCGCGAGCGCGUCGCGUCUCUUGUGCUGUGGCCACCUCCUCCACUCAGCUGACGCGCCUCGCCGGAGUGAUUUGCGUGGCGCGCGCGCGCGCCCGUGUGUGUUCGCUUCCUACCGCGCUGCUGCCGCCGUUCGCUCGCUGCGCGUGAGCCGCAAGCCGUUGCUCGAAAGACCGUCCCACUGCCCGAUGAGUGUGCGCCCAGCCGCGGGUUGGGCAGAGCCACGGCGGAGCCGUCGUUGCCACCCUCUUCGCCGCCACCACCGCCGCUUGGGCCGGGGUGCCGGGCCGGGCGGCCGGCGCGCUGGCUGGCUCCGCGGUUGGUGUUGAGGAAAAACAUUGGCAGGCCUACUGGUAGCGGGCCUGUGCGCCGCCGUCGCGCCGUUUCGGAGGGCGACCGAGGGGAUUUCCAGGACCCGAGGCAAGGAGGAGAAGACCGAGACUUCAUCAAAAUGCCUCCGCUUAACAUCAAGUCUAUGUCCAAGGAGCUGGACUCGAAGACCUUAUGCCAGCUCCAGUCGAGCCCCUCCCUGGCCGGCAGCGUCACUGGCCUCGGAUCGGCGGCCACCAUCGCCACGGUGGCAGCGGCGGCGGCACAGCACGGCCCGCCCAGCGGCCUGCCCUCGCCCAUAGAGAACGGGCCCGCACUACCGCCAGGAGUACCGCCAUCAGCAACGGCAAUAGCCAUGAUGACGGCUUCUGCGGCCGGCGGAGACGAAGAAGUCGAUGACGGAGCCCUGGACCCGGAGGAAUUCUACGCGGCCAUCCCGGAGCCUCCGGACGGUGGCUGGGGCUGGAUGAUCGUUGCCGCCUCGUUCCUCUGCAACAUGGUGGUCGACGGCAUCGCGUACACCUUCGGAAUCUUCUUCCCCGAAUUCGUGGACCACUUCAAGGCACCCAAAGGGACCGUCGCUUGGGUUGGAUCGUUGCUCUCGGGAUGUUACCUGAGCGCCGGCCCCUUGGUGAGUGCGUUGACGAAUCGGUACGGCUGUCGGGCGGUGUGUAUCGGGGGAAGCAUCGUCGCCUGCAUCGCCUUCUUGCUCAGCACCAUCGUGCAGGACGUGGGCAGCCUAAUGGUCACAUUUGGUUUGAUGGCCGGUCUCGGCUUCGGUCUCAUCUAUCUACCAGCCAUCGUGAGCGUGAACCAAUACUUCUCCAAGAAGCGUGCACUGGCUACAGGAAUCGCCGUCUGCGGCUCCGGCAUGGGCGCGUUCGUGUUCGCCCCUUUCUGUCAGUACCUGCUCACCAUCUUCAACUGGAAAGGGGCACUCAUGAUCCUGGCCGGCCUGUCGCUCAACUGCGCCGUGUUUGGCGCACUCAUGCGGCCGCUCCUCGCGUCCGACAACCCGCAGACCAAGCCGCUCCUUCAGCGAAUCUGGGAGGAAAAAGAGCGACAGCGGCAGGACUCGCUCUGCAACAGCCAGUUCUUCUUGGUGCAGCACGCGGACGGGACCAUCGAGAAGAGGCAGAAGCUGCUCUUGAACACCGAGCCGGGCGUCCACUCGACCCUGUACCUGGACCAGUGGGGCAAGUCUCCUAUGGACACGCCGGUCAUCACGCUGUCCCCCAUUCAGGAGGCCAGGCCAUCCCGUAUGGGCUCAAAGGAAGACCAGAACGACGAUUCUGGGGAGUCGGGAAAGGAGAACGGCGGCACUAAGAAGGGUUCACCGCUACAGGAAAAGGCCCCGGCAACCACAGAAUCUGAAAAAGAUGCAGGGCAGCAGCAGUCUGUCGUUGACGACGAGAAGACAGCCACAGAGACAACUCAGAUGAUUCCUCCCGAACUAGACAACCAGACUUCCGGUAACCAGCCAGCACCGAAUGGCCAUGUACCGAACGGUGGUCCUGCAGUUGCGGCUCCGACGGCUGUAUCGGCCAUUCAGGAGAUCGCCAAGCGCAAGGGCAUCAUGUCUUCCAGGAGCGCCACCAAGCUGUGUCUGUCGAACAUCACCAUGGGAACUGAAAUGCGUAGGAACAGCUCGUCUCCACGCAUGUCUUCGAGCGGUUACGUGUACACGGGCGCAGCGAGCCGGCCGCACGGCCGGCUCGCUACGUCUGGCGAGGUCUGGAAGCGCGUGUCGCAGGAGACUGUGGCAGGCGGGCCGCGCCAGAUCCAGAAGGCAAAGAAGAAGGACAUCGCUCGACCCAUGUACCGCAAGGAUAUAUUCUACAGCGGAAGCGUAGUCAACCUUCCCGAGUAUCGUCUGUCGCAGGGUGACGUCCGUUCCUACGUCGCCAGUGUCUUGACCAUCCCAGCGACAGACACCAUCCCUGCAGCCAGCGGCGUGGAUCUUCCAGAUGGCAAGCCCGCGGCAGGUUCUUUUUGUCCACCCUGCCUGCGUCUGCCGGCCUCCAUGACCGACACCCUCGGCGACAUGCUAGACAUGGAAUUGCUCAAGAACCCAGCUUUUGUUCUGGUCUGCGUCUCCAACAUCGUUGGCAUGAUGGGUUUCUGCAUACCCUUCAUGUACAUCGCCGACUCCGCCGUGCUUAAAGGCAUCGACAAGGACAAGGCAGCCUUCCUCCUUUCGCUCAUUGGUAUCACAAACAUGAUUGGACGUCUCAUAUUUGGAUGGCUCUCGGACCUGCCCCAGAUCAACUGCCUACUACUCAACAACCUUUCACUCUGCCUGAGCGGCAUCGCUGUGUUCAUUCUGCCCUUCUGCUACUCCUAUCCUGCCACCGUGGCCACGUGCAUGAUCUUCGGAUUAAUUGUCGCUGCAUAUAUUUUGCUCACAUCAAUCAUCCUCGUGGAGCUCUUUGGUCUGGACAAUCUGACGAACUCGUUCGGCUUACUCAGCCUGUGCAGAGGAGCAGCCUGCAUGGUCGGACCCCCUCUAGCAGGUACCCUGUUCGACAUGACGGGCUCGUACGACGUUCCGUUCUUCGUCUCGGGCACCAUGCUCAUCGUGUCCGGCGCGAUGUCCUUCUUCAUACCAUGCGUGCGGAACACGGCCGUCAAGCCCGAACCGCUGCCGGACAUCGCCUCUCCUCUCGAAGAGAUCCCCGAAGAAAGCGACGUGCCCGAAGAUGAGGAAGAGAACGUCGAGAGCAUCGUCUAAAAGAAGAAUUGUCCCACACGAUGCCGAUACAUAUUUGCGUGCUUCGUCGCGGCUCUUGUCCGGCUCCAUCCCUCCUCUAGAAGUGAUGUCUGCACGGCGCAGCACUCACUCGCUUUUUGACAUUGAGGUGGACGUAGCGGCGCUACUCACAGAUCAAGUAGGCGCACUGACAGGGAGAGCCCACGAAUAAGGCGAGACGACCGGUGAUUAGACACACGCAUCUCCUUUCCCUGAGAAAGCUACAUGACAUGACUUUUGUCUCCUGGCUCCGAGAGCAACUUGACUUCGUCUUGUCGUCUACAGUUCCCGGUGUCACCCUAUUUCUUCAUUUGAUAGGUUGACUUUAUGUGGUCUUCGUCUACGGCUCCUACGUGCUUGCAGCAACGAUGUCACAUGUUGUGCUUUUCUUCAGCGUUGCCUCUUCUUCCCAUUCAAGCCAGAACGCCAAGCGCCAAGCUAGGCUGCGCGAAGAAGCCAACCGAACCAAAGCCAUUUUCAUCUUUCCUAACGCGUUCCGGAGCCAUGUACUCAGACUCAUUCCACCGAAAACAAAUCUUCGGUUGGAAGAAAGAAGGCGCAGGGGAGAUAGUUCGGGUUCGCUUUGGCAAUCCGGACGUCUCUGUGUAUCUGAUGCUACGUACGUUUUAGUGCGCGCUUUAACGAGAGGCGAUUAUUUUCUUGGCUUUGAGAAAGUGCGCACAGAACUCUUCUUUUGUGCUUUGGUGUGCCAGUAUGUGCGUGUGUAGUGUCAAGGUGCCAUGCUCUGAUGAUAGAUGGUGGAUGUAGCGAAGAAGAAAAAAAAGAAGGGUUCGGCCUCUUUAUAGACAAUUCGCGCUUCUGUCAUCGAGUACCACUGUUCGUGACAGCGUUUGAUCGUCGUUGUGUUUUUGAAAGCCGCAGAGGAUGGACGUCGUGUGAAAAGAUGUCUUUCGAUUAAGCUUUAAGGCUUCGCGUACGGAAUCCUCCUCGAGCUUCGGAUCGUGCGGACCAGUUAAAAAAGUAGAAAGAGUGAAAGAGAAUAGAAGAUGAAAAGCUUCAACUUCGAAGAAAGGCUUUGCCACGUGUUGUCGAAGACGUGUGAAAGGAUAUAGGAACUUCUUUUUGUUGUAAGGCGUCAUCUCGUUUCAGACAUUGUGCGCUUGCUUGUGUUUUUUGUUCUCGUCGAAAAAAAACCUGUGACUUUUGAAGAGGACAUCGAGCGCUCACUCUGCGGACAAUGCGCGGAGAGUACUAUGUGCAGUGAUGGCAGUGGAGCGAUUGCGUGAAUGUUCUCUCUUUCAUUUAUGCGUCAUUUAAUUUUUUUAAAUUCUUUUCGUUGUGUCCUGCGUUGGGUCCUAAGACAAACACAGAUGAUGCGAAAAAAAAAACGAAACAAAAGAAAAAGAAGACAACGUGUGAGGGAAAAACCUACUCCCCCCUCCAAUCCCCGAGUUUAUCGUCGGCAUGAAUAACGCAUUCCAGUGUGUGCACAAACGGAACUUAUGGGAAUUAAUUUGCUUCACUUAAGAUUGAAGGGAAGCAAAAUGUUCAAAACGGAUGCGCCGUUGAUUGCAUCCGCACACAUAAUACACAACUCAUGAUUGUAGUCACCACAUAUCUGUGAUAUAUGCUCCUUGGCCCGACAGCUAAUCGCUACACCGCAAGACUCUAUAGAUAACAACUACGGCGUGUUUGUUCGUAAAAAUAAGAACACCGCAGUAUUUUUUGUCCUUGUUUUUUUCUCGUAGCCAAACGUGUAGCCAAAGUUACCUUUGUGCGGACGUAGUGUUGUGAAUGCUCUUAUCUUUAGCGCUGUGUCCUUUCUGCGGAGAAAAAGAAAAUGGCAGCGCUCCGCGUUUCUUCUUUUGCAUUCGCUGUCCAACCGUGUCUUUAACGUUUUAAGCUUUAGGACCAUCAUCAUUCAUUGUCUAUUUAGUGAAUAGUUAACAAAGCAGACUUAGACUUCAAACUCUGUUUCUGAUGAGAGAGCGCGUGUCUGUCCAGAAAGAGACAUUCCAAGAUGCGUGUUAACCUCACACGCUAUUGCGAAGAAGAACCGGGAUCUAUACGUGUUGUGAAAAUAAACACAAGCUUUAUCGUUAUUGUUAUAAUUUUGCCUCGAACGCAGUGCUAUUUGCUUAAAAAGCUAGUGGUGUUGCUUUCUCUUGCUCAGCGAACUUCGGUUGACGGAGCAGUGCCGGUAGAACGGUGAAUGGUCCGCGUUCCGGUAUUUAUCCCAGCUGCUUUAGAAGAGGGGCCCGUGAAGUGGGAAAGCAUUUCAUGGAACUUUGUUCCCGGAACACGUUUUAUUUUGACGUGUAAAAAACGAUAGCACAAAAACUGAAUUGCUGUUAGCUGCGGCCUACUACAUUUAGCUGGUAAUCUCCCGGUAUAAGGAAGUUUUCCAAGGCGAGGCAACGGAAAAGUACUCGUACAAGCUAGUGAGGCACUAUUCGCAUGCUAAUUUUUCUUCGGUUUCCAUUAUAUGACACUUUAUCGCAAAUUAUUGAUCGGGAAAUUCCAAUACUAAACGAUCUAUUGAAUAAUGCAUCAAUUGAAACAUUCGUUCACAAUGUUCUAGAACGUUCCAGCAUCAGGAUUCUAAUGAGCAUCGACCAAAAAGCCGUUGUACGUCACAUAUGCAAAAAAACAAAAAACAAGUACGCCAACCAAUGACUAAAGCAUAGCGUGCUUUACACUGUCAACCGCGUAGGAUCUGCUGUAGGGGCCAGAGGCGACGCUGUUACCUUCAAAAACAGCUUUGUGACCUGUGGUGUGAUGGCGCUAGCGUAGGUUCCCAUAGUGUAGUGCAACGUGGGGCAGGAGACCCGGGUCUGAAGCACCUGGGGGUGAACGGGCUUUUUUCUUAAGCCGCAAGCCCGAUGCAGCGUUGUUACGUUGGGAACAGGCGUAAGAGGGAACGCAAGCAUGCGCCUUUGAAGGGAGCAUAUGUAAGCAGCGCUGUCCAUUUCGCAACUACCACAUACAUACUACACAUACACAGACACAACACAGACGGUGCAAUUAGUGCUGCUUGCGCUAACGCACGCAGACGUGAAGAUGGCCUUGAAUCGACUCCUUGGGUUGCGAGUUCGCCGAUGUAGCCUUUUAAAGUACUAAGUGAGAGCAGAGUGAACGCUGAGAUCCUUUUUUCUCCGCAGCUCUUGGAAACAGAAUAAAGCUGUUAUUUGUUUACGCCCUA